Messenger RNA from Stylophora pistillata, 2869 nucleotides. Its product is annotated as transcription intermediary factor 1-alpha. Gene Ontology annotation, molecular function: zinc ion binding; protein binding. Gene Ontology annotation, cellular component: chromatin. The record is from RefSeq and is a predicted model, not a curated record. Lineage: Eukaryota; Metazoa; Cnidaria; Anthozoa; Scleractinia; Pocilloporidae.
UUCGGCGCUGAUUUUUAAGUACCCGGUAAGUCUUUAUAAAAUCAAGAUACAAAAUUGAAUCGAAACGAGCGAAUCUGAGCUAACAACAAAGGAAUUGAACUUGUUGUGAAAUAUUCAUAAAUGCGAAAUGCUACUCUGAUGACGUCACGGGAUGAUUUCUUGUCAAUGGAAGCGCGGAAGCCAUGUUCAUUAUCCCGCCAUUUUGAGUAAGGCACAGGCGACUCGGUGGUUGUUGGUGGGCCAUUUGCACUAUAGUUAAGACGAUUCCUCUGGCACCAAAAUGAGCGAAGGAAGUGCUACAGGUAGCGCUGAUGAUCAAGAAGAAGAGUCCGUUUUUAUGCUGUGUGGGCUUUGUAAAAAGCCGCCGGUAGACACAAGCCCGAAGCUUUUACCUUGCCUUCACUCUUUUUGUUUAAAUUGCUUGGAGGAACGUUUUGCCGAACAACAGCGAGAGAAAGUCCCUUCGACCUCUGCCAGUAGAUCUUCGAAUUCGAUCCCAAGACUGAAAUGUCCAAAUUGUGGUCAAGAGUUUUUGGUUCCUACAAAAGGAGUACUAGGCUUCCUGGAUAACCAGUUUGUCUUAGAGAACAUGGGAAAACUGCAAAGAAACCAAGAAAACGUAAACCGUUUCUGCACUUCUUGCGAAGACAACAGUCCAGCUUCGUCUUUUUGUUUGAACUGCAGCGAUUGGCUCUGCGAUGCGUGUGUUUCUGCCCAUCAGCGUGUGAGAGUAACGAAGGAUCAUAAAAUACAGUCUGAGGCCGAGUAUUUGGAAAACUCUGAGUCCUCGGACGUGAAACCGAUUUUUUGUGGUACACACCCUCAAGAAGCCCUUAAACUCUUCUGUGCUAACUGCGAAAAACUAACUUGCAGGGACUGUCAGCUUCUUGAACAUAAAGAUCAUAAAUACCAGUUCAUAAAAGAGGCAGCAGUGAACUAUAGGGAUAACCUAAGGGGACAAUUAAAUCGACUGUACGAACAAGCGCAGCCUUUGACUGACUCAAUUCGCGAAGUUGAAAAAGCGGCGAAAGGUUUACAAGAACGCGAGGAAACCAUUGUAUCUGAAAUAAAAAAGUCAUCGGAAAUGCUUGUGAAAGCUGUCAAACAAAGAGAGAACGUUUUGUUGCAAGAAUUAAAAGCUCUUGUACUUUUUAAACACAAACUUUUGUCCAAGCAGAAUAAAGAUCUCCGCUUGAUGCAAAAGAUCCUUCAACAUAAUUAUGGCUUCACCAGACAUGUAUUAAAGAAUGGUAGCGACAUGGGACUGUUGUAUAGUAAAAGACAGCUCAGUUCAAGAAUACAAAAUCUGUUAAGCUUGAAAUACAAUGUACUCCCUGUAGCUCAUAGUGAUUUGAAAUUCUCUGUUGAAACGGAAAAGCUCUGUGCUGUGAUUGCUAAACUUGGAAGUGUUAUGACUCCAGCUGAUAGAACUAAUACCAAUUCAUUUCGUGGAUUGUCCAAUACUGGUAGUUUCACUGGUCUGUCAAACAGCACUGUAUCAAUGGCUAUGUCAAAUCGCCCGGUUUGUUCAAGCAGUUCUUCAAGACCCAAUCCUAUUGAAGCUCUUUCUGCGGUCAAUAAGCGCUUAGGACCUCCAGGAAGCCAGACCUUUCCUACAAAGUACCCCUCCCUUCAGGCUGCUAUAGUUCACCCAUCUGGUGCAGGCAUCAACAUGAAUGCCAAAGUUGGCGUGGUGCCGGCAAAUGGCUUGUCUCGCUUGCCAUUACCAUCUGCAACACGGAGCCUUACUGUGAAACCAGGAACUGGAAUUUCCACCAACAGCUUUUCUUUCGGACAGAGGAGCCCAAACGUCAGUAACUUGUCAAGUAUCACCCGCUUGUCACCCCCACGCCCUAUUCGAAAUGGUAACACCCUUCCUUUACGGCAUUUCCAGGAUAUUGGUAGUAAAAUUGUGAUCAAAUCUCCUCCACCCAGACCACCCAGCACUGGAAGCAACCAUAGUCACCAGAGCACAUCACCGCUCAGUGACUCAUCAGCUUCUUCAUUGAAACAAAAUGGUUGGGAUGACCAACCAGCAGCCAGUGAGGCAUCAACUCAAGUCUUGAAAGGUGCAACCUCUCCGACUGGUAUUGGGGAUUCAAAGGUGCCCAGAUUACUUCCUGUGUUAAAGAGAAGUCACAGCUCUCAAGAAUUGUUUGACCCUGGAGUUUCUCCCCAGGUUCCCAAAUUGCUCCCAGUGAAAAAGAGAAGCAAUAGUUCCCAGGGAAUUCCUGAUCCAGUUGAAUCCCCUGUUGCAACCUCCUCCCCACCACCAGUCAUGGUCAAGCAGGAAAAACCAGAAUCCCCUUCAGAAUUCUCCCCAUGUCAUGAAUCAAUGAAGAAGCAGCAACAAGAUGACACCACCAGUGGAGAGAGUGGAAUUGAGGAGACCAGUUCAAAUGAUGAUUGGUGUGCAGUGUGUCGCAAUGGUGGAGAACUUCUUUGCUGCGACACAUGCCCUAAAGUGUACCACUUACAGUGUCAUGUACCUUACCUUUCUGCUACUCCAAGUGACUCUUGGAGCUGUGGUUUAUGUCAGGAGGUUGAUUGGAGUUCGUUAAAACAGAAAGAUAAGGAAAUUGUUCAGCCAGGCAAUAAGAGACGGUCCUCUCGCAGUGGUCUGACUGAGUAUGAGAGAAAGGCUUGUGAAAAGAUUCUUCUCGAGCUGUAUUGUCAUACAGACAGUAUUCCAUUUCAACAACGAGUCAGUAAAUCGGUUCCUAAUUACUAUAAAGUUAUUUCAAAGCCAAUGGAUCUGUCAAAUGUUCGUGCCAAGCUUCAAACUCAAAACUUUGCUCAUUACCAAAGCUUCAGUGAGUUUGUUGGUGAUUGCCGAUUAAUCUUUGACAAUUGUGCAAUAUUUAAUGAG